Molecule: messenger RNA, 620 nt
Organism: Drosophila takahashii
Lineage: Eukaryota; Metazoa; Arthropoda; Insecta; Diptera; Drosophilidae
Gene: E(spl)m8-HLH
Product: Enhancer of split m8, helix-loop-helix
Biological process (GO): regulation of neurogenesis; regulation of transcription by RNA polymerase II; anterior/posterior pattern specification
Cellular component (GO): nucleus
Molecular function (GO): RNA polymerase II cis-regulatory region sequence-specific DNA binding; DNA-binding transcription factor activity, RNA polymerase II-specific; protein dimerization activity
Source: RefSeq, a predicted model, not a curated record
UCGAGCAGGCAACAACCAAGCCGAAAAAGAAAAAACAUUUCUAAAAUAUAUUUUCCAAAAAUACGUAAAACAAGCCAAAACAAAAAAUGGAAUACACCAGCAAGACCCAGAUCUACCAGAAGGUGAAGAAGCCUCUGCUGGAACGCCAGCGACGUGCCCGCAUGAACAAGUGUCUGGACAACCUGAAAACACUUGUCGCCGAACUGCGAGGAGACGACGGCAUCCUGCGCAUGGACAAGGCCGAGAUGCUCGAGUCGGCGGUGAUCUUUAUGCGCCAGCAAAAGGCCGCGAAGAAGGUGGUGGAACAGCCUUCCCUGCCCCUGGACAGCUUCAAGAACGGCUACAUGAAUGCCGUGAACGAGGUGUCACGUGUCAUGGCCUCCACACCUGGCAUGAGCGUCGACCUGGGCAAGUCGGUGAUGACUCACCUGGGACGCAUCUACAAGAACCUGCAGCAGUUCCACGAGGCCCAGACCGAUUCUCAGCAGCUCUCAAUGGACUGCUCUGCGAUGGAGAAGGCACCUCUGAGCCCCGCCUCCUCGGGAUAUCACAGCGACUGCGACAGCCCCGCCCCCUCGCCACAGCCCAUGGAACAACAGCCCCUGUGGCGCCCCUGGUAG